AUGGGAAGCAAAAAGGAAGGAAAAGUCAAGGAAACCAAAGUCAAAGAAGAGAAAGUAAAAUCCGAGGAAACGAUAUCUAGUGAAGAUAACUAUGAGAAGAGAAUGUCAGCAGUAUUACCAUUUGCUAAACCAUUGGCAUCAAAGAAGUUGAACAAGAAAAUAUUGAAAACAGUCAAAAAGGCAUCUAAGGCCAAGCAUGUUAAAAGGGGUGUAAAAGAAGUCGUCAAAGCUUUAAGAAAGGGAGAGAAGGGCCUUGUAAUUAUUGCUGGUGACAUAAGUCCUGCUGAUGUUAUAUCUCACAUUCCAGUCUUGUGCGAGGACAACUCUGUCUCAUAUAUCUUUAUACCUUCAAAGGAGGAUUUGGGAAGUGCUGGUGCUACAAAGAGGCCAACUUCUUGUGUUAUGAUUGUCCCAGGCGGUGGAAAGAAUAAAAAGAAUGCAGACAAGGUUGAUGAGUAUAGAGAAGGGUAUGAUGAGGUAGUUAAGGAGAUCAAAGCUUCAGAUUAA
Messenger RNA from Lodderomyces orthopsilosis Co 90-125, 507 nucleotides. It is a transcript of the gene NHP2, whose product is annotated as snoRNA-binding protein. The transcript has a single exon. NCBI's taxonomy places the organism in Eukaryota, Fungi, Ascomycota, Pichiomycetes, Serinales, Debaryomycetaceae. Gene Ontology annotation, biological process: rRNA pseudouridine synthesis; snRNA pseudouridine synthesis. The record is from RefSeq and is a predicted model, not a curated record. Gene Ontology annotation, cellular component: nucleolus; box H/ACA snoRNP complex. Gene Ontology annotation, molecular function: box H/ACA snoRNA binding. Bases 1 to 507 code for a protein of 168 amino acids.